This is a messenger RNA of Phaeoacremonium minimum UCRPA7, 903 nucleotides long. Its product is annotated as putative u1 zinc finger domain-containing protein. Gene Ontology annotation, cellular component: precatalytic spliceosome. Gene Ontology annotation, biological process: mRNA splicing, via spliceosome. The transcript has a single exon. The record is from RefSeq and is a predicted model, not a curated record. Gene Ontology annotation, molecular function: zinc ion binding; RNA binding. The coding region runs from base 1 to 903 and encodes 300 amino acids. NCBI's taxonomy places the organism in Eukaryota, Fungi, Ascomycota, Sordariomycetes, Togniniales, Togniniaceae.
AUGUCCGAGUACUGGAAGUCCACGCCCCGGUACUGGUGCAAGCACUGCAGCACCUACGUGCGCGACACCAAGCUCGAGCGCCAGAACCACGAGUCGACGGCGAAGCACCAGGGCGCCGUGAAGCGAGCGCUGCGCGACCUACACCGCGGCCACGAGCGUGAAGAGCGAGACAAGGAGCGCGCGAAGCGCGAGAUCGACCGGCUCAACGGCGUCGUCGGCUCGUCGUCCUCCACAUCUGCAUCUGGCGCGGGCCUGUCCUCUAGCAGGCCAAAUGCCUCCGGUGGUGGUGGCGCGUCCCGCGGGCCGUCGACGGAGGCCGAGCGCCAGAGGCAGAUGGAGCAGCUGGCGGCCAUGGGCGUCAGCAUCCCGGAUCAGUUCCGCGGUGACAUGGCGAUGGCUGGAGAGUGGACCGUCACGAACACGCGGGUGAUCAAAGCCGAGGACGAGAACGGUAAAACGAAUAUCGAAGCAAAGGCACUCGGGGUGCGCAAACACGAACGGACAGAAGAACAACGAGAGGAAGAGAAUGCGGUGAACGGUCUUUUCAAAAAGCCCAGGAGAUGGGGCAGAGAUUCAAGGGCUAUGCCAGAAGAUGACGCAGACCUGGACGCGCUAUUGAGCGGUUCACUAGUGAAGAAGGAGCCCAAGCAGGAUACAGAUGACGUUGUCAAGCAGGAGGAACCUGUUGACACAAAGAUAGAGGAGCCACUCCUGGAAAGGCCAGAAGAUGCUGAAAUCAAGAAAGAGUCGUCGGAAGAGGAGGGGGUACCGAACCAAACACCCAAAAGCCUACUUCCUACCACCAGCAGCGCUCCAGAGGUCAAAGAGGAAGAAGGGGCAACUCCAGAGCCCAUAUCUGUAACGUUCAAGAAGAGGAAAUCCAAGAACAUACGUCAGAAAUGA